CUCAGGACUGUUACCUGAUCUGGAAUACCAGCACUGCACUGGAUGUAGGUCACCUCCAUGAGCUGUGAUAUAACGGGGUAGGUCUGGGCACCUCUGCAUUUCAAACCCACAAACAUUACCACACCUGGUUACUCCAUGAGUGUGGGCUCUUGGGGUGCUGCUUCCUCGCUCUCCCUCAUACCCCCAACCCAAUUCUGCUACUGGCAGUGCUGAUAGGAAGGAAGGUUUUAAUGUAGUUUUCUGAAGCAGGAAAGAAGAGGAUCUCACUGCCAGUUUUUUAGGAAGAGGCAGGAGCAUGUAAUGCUCAGUGUCAUGACUAGCAAUGUCUGUGGAACCUGUGCCCCCCAGCACCCUAACGUCCCAUCAGGGACAUCUUGCUGACAAGGAAUUUGAUCCUCAGUUCUCUUCCUCGGUUUUGGGAAAUCUCAGCCUUUGUUCAUACUUGGAAACUCCAGGUCAUGAAUCUGCCCCAGGCAAAUUCUUACACCCCCCCUUGGCUUCUCAUCUGCCCCAGGAGAGCAGUGAGAGCCAGGUGGGUCUGGGAAUUCAGGUAUCAGCACUGCAGUCCUGUUUGGUAACGUGUUAUUGUGUCUCUGCUGGGUGAGUCACAUCACAGAGCCUGCUGUGACCACAGCCCUGUAGGGAUGUGUGUAUGGUAGAUCGUUUUUCCUACAUCCCAAAAAAGAUGGAUGAAAGCCCAGAUCCCAGCAUGGCUGAGCCCUGAGGCAGUGGUGGGGCCUCUUGGCUGAGGAUGUUUAGGGAAGAUGGGGGGACAAAUAAAGGAAAGAACCUCAAACUAUUUAAAAGUGGGUGUUUAGGGGAAAUAACUUCCUUGCAGAGGCUUACAAAGCCAGUGUCUCCUGAUGAAGAGCACAGGAGGACCAGGCUCGGUGUGAAGCAGUGGCACAGGGACUGUCCCACUUGGUGGCCUCUCCCCAGCCUCAUCCAGCCCCACUGCCUCACCAGGGCUCAUCUCACGAGUGCCCACAUUUCUCUUUCAGCCCUGGACUCCAGCUCCCUGCGGCUGUGCCGGGCAGAGGCACUGGUGGCACUGGGGCACUAUCCACAGGCACUGGAGGACCUGGAUGCCGUGUGCAGGGCUGAGCCUGGGGAGCACGAGGCUUUCUUCAAGAAAGGGAAGGUGCUUCUGGAGAUGGGGCAGAGAGCUGAAGCCCUGCUGGCAUGGGAACACUGCCUGACACUCAGUCCCCAUUUCCAGCCAGCUCGGAGAGAGAUGGAGAAGAUCAUCAUGGAAGCUGAUGCUCCUCAGCCAUGUGCAGCUGCACACCUGGGUGAUGCUCACCUGAGCUCAGCUGGUUCCCAGGUCGAUGGAGGGAGCCCAGUGCUCCCAUCUUCCACACAAGCUCAGGGUCAGGAGGGAGAGCUGGCAGAUGGCCGAGGGGAUGCUGAGUCUGAGCACAGCCAGGACACAGCCACCCUUUCCCAGCCGGGACAACGGCAGGAACCGGAGACUUGGGCAGAGAGUCAGGGCCAGUGGAGUGACAUCAAAGGUAACAAGGAGGAAACAGCAGCAAAGUGUACCCAGCCAUGCCUUGGGGAGUCACUGAGCAUAUCUGACUUGGAGUGCUCCCUCUGCAUACGGAUGUUCUUUGAGCCGGUGACGACGCCCUGUGGUCACACCUUCUGCAAGGAGUGCCUCGAACGCUGCCUGGACCACCGGCCCAACUGCCCCCUCUGCAAACACAGCCUGAGAGAGUUCCUGAAGGCUGGGAGGUACAGCCCCACAGUGCUGCUGCAGGACAUCAUGCUGGCCAUCUUCCCCACACAGCUGGCUGAGCGCCGGGAGCUGCACCGGGCAGAGAUGGCAGAGCUCUCCAACCUGACCAAGAACAUCCCCAUCUUCGUGUGCACCAUGUCCUUCCCUGGCAUCCCCUGCCCUCUGCACGUCUUCGAGCCUCGGUACCGCCUGAUGAUCCGGCGGUGCCAGGAGAGCGGCACCAGGAGGUUUGGCAUGUGCAUAUAUGAGAAUGGGAAAAGCUUUGCUGACUAUGGCUGCAUGCUGGAGAUCCGUCAGGUGGAGCUGCUGGCAGACGGGAGGUCCCUGGUGGACACCAUCGGCCGGCAGCGGUUCCGGGUGCUGAGCCGCGGCCACAGGGACGGCUACCACACUGCUGACAUCGAGUACCUGGAGGACAAGAAGGUGUCUGGGGAGGAGCUGCAGGAGCUGCAGUCCCUGCACGAGAGCACCUAUCGCCUGGCCCAGCGCUUCUGUGAGCACGGAGACCUCACCUCCAGACACAUCCUGAUGCAGCAUGGACCACUGCCUGAGAAGGAAGAGGACAUCCAGGCUUCAGCAGACGGCCCGACGUGGUGCUGGUGGCUCAUCUCCAUCCUGCCGCUGGACCCCUCGUACCAGCUGAACCUGUUGUGCUGCACGUCCCUGCGCUCCCGGCUGUGGCAGCUGCAGCACGUCCUGACAGCGCUGCUGCAGCAGCCCCCGCCCCGCCACCUCCUGCCCGAGCGCAGCCCCCGCGCCCGCGUCUGACCAUGGCCUCCCCCCUGCCUUUCUCUGUGUGCUGCUCCACGGUCUGUGUGUGCUUUGAGCCCCCCUAUCAAUCCCCAAAAAAAGUGACCUCAGCGAUGAGCUGUGCCCAGCUGUGCCCAGCUGUGCUGGCGGUGACGCUGCGCCGUCCGUGCCACCUCUGGGAGUGCUCGGUGCCGCUGCUGCUGUGCUGUGCCACCAAAGGGACACAAAGGGACUGGGCUGCACAGCUGGCUUGUGUCUCCACAGCCAGGAUCACUUGCUGAGGGGCUUCUGCACUGAGGAAGGCUCUCCUUAGGGCAGAGGACUGAGUGCAGGGGUUGACUCAGUUUUGGUUCUUCCACUUUGAAAGACAGCUUAGGGGUUUUGGCAGAUGAUCCUAAUUCACACAGGAAAUUUAGAGGUUGGGGAGAAGUGGCAUUUGGGGAAGCAGAGAAGUUCCAAUGGCUUCCCCCAGCCUUGGGAGCUGACAGCUCUGCCACUGUUUACAGCUUUGACUUAGUUUGUGUUUGAACCAGAAGAAAGGCUAAAUUAAACAAUCUGAAACUCUU
Molecule: messenger RNA, 3054 nt
Organism: Sturnus vulgaris (Common starling)
Lineage: Eukaryota; Metazoa; Chordata; Aves; Passeriformes; Sturnidae
Product: LON peptidase N-terminal domain and RING finger protein 1-like
Molecular function (GO): protein binding; ubiquitin protein ligase activity
Source: RefSeq, a predicted model, not a curated record